Messenger RNA from Aspergillus japonicus CBS 114.51, 4229 nucleotides. RefSeq names its product cysteine proteinase. Gene Ontology annotation, biological process: protein desumoylation. The record is from RefSeq and is a predicted model, not a curated record. The coding region runs from base 342 to 3920 and encodes 1192 amino acids. Gene Ontology annotation, cellular component: cytoplasm; nucleus. The transcript has 7 exons. Gene Ontology annotation, molecular function: SUMO-specific endopeptidase activity. NCBI's taxonomy places the organism in Eukaryota, Fungi, Ascomycota, Eurotiomycetes, Eurotiales, Aspergillaceae.
AGCAGUUUAAGACAGAGUUAUGAAAGCUCUUUGUAACCGCUCGGUCGCGCAAUGACCAUCGCUGGGAAGGUGUCCUGCUACUUGAGAUCUCUUUUUAAAUUAAUCCCCCGCCGCCUGGCCCACUGACAGCCGAACCUCAUAUCCGGUGCUGUUCUUUUCGAUCUGCCUCCAAUCUGCCUUCCGCUAUCCGAUGCGACUUUCCGCUCCAAUUGACGGACUCAGACGUCCGUUGCAUCAUUGUGAUUUUUUUCUGCGGGGUUUGAGUAUUGAGAAGGCCUCGGCCGUGCGUUUUGAAUUUAUAGCAACCAAAGACCCGUUUUUUUUUCUCUUCUCCGCGGAGGAUGGUUCGUUCACCCGAUGACAAGCCCAUUCGUCCCCAACACAACAAUCAAGCAACCUUACCAGACGAAAUAAGACUCUUCCCCGGCAACUCACGAUCAGAUGAUCCCAAUGGAGUCCCCAUAAUCCCCGGACAAACUAUGACGAAGAGAAAAAAGAUAGGGGGUUCCCCUUUCAAGAUCGUGGAUCGGAUAUCAGGGAAUGCCCGACAAAGUGGACCAGUCCGUGCCAGCAAGAAGGAAGCCCGUCCCCACGAUGCUCAUCCAUAUGAAAGGCCGACCAAACGACCCCGUCAUCGCGCCGGUCCGGAGCCGUCACGGUCUGGAAGCAUUCUCAGCCUCGUCGACAAGGAGACCGAUGCCCACCCCGCGCUGGACACAUCUCCCACUACCACACACCCGUCACGUAUGUCUCCCACCUCGAGCCAACGAUCAGCCAAGUUGAGGAAGACGCGGAAUAACUUAUUUACCCUGGAAGAAUUUCGCGGCGUCGAGAAGAGCGUCAAACCCCCGCAGCAGCACAGAAAGGGGAAUGCUAAGCACGGCAAGAAACAUCCCGCCCCGACUCGGCCCGACGAUGCACGCGAGGAACGCUUUACGGAGGAUGCCGCGGCAGAGAGGCGUCGUCGAGCUUCCUCGGAUGAUGGCGGCGUCUCCAUUCACGGCUCGAAGCGUGCGCCCAAGCAUGAGGUGUUCCGGGGUGUGGAGGUUUCAUCAUCGCAGAAUCGCAAUCCUGGUAAAGGUGCACUGGCUCGUUCACCCAGUCGAAACGGCCUGGCUUCGCCUACGAGGUCAAGAGGCCAAUAUGAGUCACAGGGCAGUGACGACGAGUUGCAAGUCACGGUCGAGGUGCGCCGGAGUAAGAAAGUUACGGGAAAGGGCGAGAAUGAAGUACAGGUAGCCCUGGGGAAAGAGCACCGACAAUCGUCACCGGCCGAUAUCCAACACACCGUCUUUACUCCUUCCAAAACUAAGCGCGGAUUGAAGGGGAAGAAGCAGAAACGCACUACUAAUAAAACAGCCUCCAACUCAAAGUCCUUUGGGGUUGUCUAUGCCCGCUUUGGGCCUAUUGAGCAGCAUGCUGAUCAAACAAAGGGUGUUGAGCUUCUCUUAGACCUGGAGCGAGGGGCCAUCUUGUUGCAUAACCACAAUGACCCGGCAGAAUGCUUUGAGCUACCUUUGAGUAAAGUCACCAAGGCUACAGGGGGGCUUCCUCCGAGUGGCAAGAUCAGGCUCUCAUUGUCUAAGAUGGAAGGGCUCGAUCAGAAGCUAGACCUAGAGCUAUCUUCAGCCGAAGAGAAAGAACGAUUCUCUGACGGCCUAAGGGGUUGGAACAUCGAGCCGUUGCUGCAGAAAGAGGAGUGGAUGGAGAAGCUUUUUCGCACUCACGACAAAGAACUAAAACAACACCCUAAUGGACUCAAAAGACCGCUGCCUGCAGGUCCGCCGAAAAGUACUGAGAAGCCCGCGUCGCCGGUCAAAAGAAUGCGACUCUCAGACUCCCUGCAAGACGAAAGAGGAAACCCCACAGUCACCGCCCCGCGGGAACUUCCCGGCCCCUCCAAUUCUGCAGCCAAGUCCUCCCCGUCUUCACCGGACGUCAGUCCUCGUGCAUCCAAGCUAUCCUCCGCCUUGAGUGUGCAGAUCCCCGUAACGACCCAUACUUCCCCUACACUUUCAACGUCAAAUCGCCAGACUAGAGCCAUGUUACGUCACCUUCCAUCGACCACUAUCCUGAGUGAUGACGAGGACGAAGCGGACCAGUCAACCCAGUCGCAGUCUGAUGGGCCUGUGAAAAAGUGGCAUAAACCCCUUGUUUACCCACGAUUCGGGAAGAAAAAGGCCGAGGUCAACAUGCAAGACCGUGACCGCCUCCGCAAAAAUGAUGAGUUCCUGAACGACAAUCUCAUCGAGUUCUACAUCCGCUUUCUGCAGGAACACCUCAGUCGAACGAACGAAGAGGUGGCCAAGAGAGUAUAUUUCUUCAAUUCGUUUUUCUACGACACUCUCAUGAAUGUGCCCCGGGGGAAGAAAGGCAUCAACUACGACGGCGUGCAGAAAUGGACCAGGAAUGUCGACAUCUUCAACCACGAUUUCGUCGUCGUGCCCAUCAACGAACAUGCACAUUGGUAUGUUGCCAUCAUAUGCAAUUUACCGAAACUGCAGGACCUUGCCGAGCCGCAGGUUUUCGAUGAGCCAUUGUCCAGCCAGGUGCCGUCGUCAGCUCGGCUAGACAGUCAGGUUCAGGAGAUACCGGAAACCCCUCCGCCUGAGGUUCCUCACGCUGAAGGAGGGACAUCGACAGCUCCCGAUGCAGAGCCUGCGAAGGAAGAACAGACUCGCCAUUCGUUGGCAUCGAUGAGCUUAGCCGAUGAGCCUUCCAAGGAUGCUUCCAAGGAGGAGACGCCGGCGGAGGAGUGGCCCGACCGCGAGGAGGUUUCGUCUAUUCCUAUGCCAGCCUUCCCCCAAGCGCAGACGGAGCAGCCAUCGUCGCAGACAGCUUGUUCACAGGACGCCGUUAAGACCUCGGAUUCUGCCAAGGCACCGCGAAAACAGGCGACGAAGCGGACGAGCAAAUUCGACGUCACCCAGCCUACCAUCAUCACCUUCGACUCGCUAGGCAUUACCCGCAGUCCUACCUCCCGGAUCCUGCGCGAGUACCUGUACGAGGAGGCGAAGUCCAAGAAAGGCGUCGAGAUCAACGCGAAGUCCAUUCGAGGUAUCACGGCUCAGAAGAUUCCGCUGCAGCCCAACUAUUCCGACUGUGGGUUGUAUCUCAUGGCGUACUUGGAGAAAUUCGUGCAGGACCCGGACACGUUCAUCCGGAAGAUACUCCAGAAGGAGGACGGCGAGUGGCCACCGCUCAAGUCGGGACAUCUCCGCAAACGACUGCGCAAGUUUCUUGAUGCGUUGUAUGAUGAACAGGAGCAGAUGAGCAAACAGGAAAGUAGUGCCAAGGAGACCAUGGCGGAUCGCACGCCGAUCUGUUAUCUGUUGGGGUCGCCUUGGGCAUCGCCGGAAGCGCAGCGUGAUAUGAAGACGGAGUCGCCUGUGAAAGAAACUGGAAAACAGCCUAUGAAGUCACCGUCCCGAGCGCCUGAGCAACAGCCAGAUCCAGAGUCACCGACGAAAGCUCGUGUGGCUCCGGCCUCCUCAAAGGAGAAUGCUCAGGGUAGCGAACAUAAGGAUGAGGCGGCUGGAGUGAAGGGUCACGAAGAGCAGGAGGCGGUCGACGAAGUUCGUCUGGUGACAUCUACGAAGGACGAGGCGGGGCCGUCUGACCCGCACCCGGCUCAUCAAGAGGUCAUCGAGGUGCCGGACAGUCAAGAGCCGGCCGCAUCCUUGAAGGCCAAGUCGGAGACCGCGAGGCCGUUGACCCCGGUUCCGUCGCCGGCCAAGGUUAGGUCGCCGGUCAGCAAGACCUAUACACCGCUCCAUCUGUCUGCCGCGGCCACGGAGUCUGAUAGCAGGAAGUCUAACAAGGACGGCGGGGGCGUGCCAGACACGGUUGUUGAGACCCAGGUGCCCGGGACACCUUCGAAGUCGUUGCUUGUCAAAGACAGUCCGUCUAAGAAACGAUGAACUGCAUGUCAAAGACAGUCCAUCCAACAAACGAUGAAGAGUGCGGUUGCUGAUAGCAUCGGAUCUUUGAGGACUGCAUGUUGCCGAUUAGCAUAUAUCUGGAAUUUCCUUUUGUUGUUUUGAUCUUGCAUUUCGAUCUCACUGGCGUUUCGGGACAUUGUGGGGAUACAUUUAGCAGUAGCAUAGAUACCAGAUACCAAGCUUGCUUGCAUUUGUGUGCGAUGUGGGGUGGGGGUUUGGGGGGUAGAGGCUUUGUUUGCGUGUUUGGAGUGUAUAUGACUUAUGAUGAUUAUGGUUCGAACAUGAAGA